AAGGCCGGGCGGGUGAGUCAGCCGGAUCGGAUCCGUCCACGGCGCCACUCGCCCGCUUUGCCUUCCUCCCAAGGCUUCCAGCCUUCCUGGCUCUGCCCAUCGAACUCUAUUGCUUUUGCCACGCCCCCAGCAAGCCCCAUGACUGGCCCUUCACAUGUUAGCUGACCCUUUGCUUGCUUCUGGCUUGCCCUGGGGUGGCCACUGUUUGCUCUCGCUCGCUCGUACUUUUGGCAUCGGUCGACUCACGGCGGCGAUCUCGACACCCCAAGGCCAUCGUACUAUGAUAUCGCUUCAGGCUGACCCCGAUGGACGGACGGUCAUUGGCCCCGAUGACCAAGGUCCAUUACAUGCUUAUCUACUUAUCUGCGGACUGUUAUCUCCAGGGCAUCGUGGGACGUGGGUAGCGUGGGAGGCCGUGAUUAUCGAGCACUAGUGCGGUGGACCUCGCGGUUGUUCCUCCCGUGGGGCCGAAACGUGCUUGAGAACCAGGACGGAGCAAUCAGCAACUACCGCUGGAGUACAGAGG
Messenger RNA from Aspergillus ibericus CBS 121593, 526 nucleotides. RefSeq lists its product as uncharacterized. The transcript has a single exon. The record is from RefSeq and is a predicted model, not a curated record. Bases 155 to 433 code for a protein of 92 amino acids. Lineage: Eukaryota; Fungi; Ascomycota; Eurotiomycetes; Eurotiales; Aspergillaceae.